Papaver somniferum (opium poppy) is the source of this 540-nucleotide messenger RNA. RefSeq lists its product as uncharacterized. Lineage: Eukaryota; Viridiplantae; Streptophyta; Magnoliopsida; Ranunculales; Papaveraceae. Gene Ontology annotation, molecular function: nucleic acid binding. The coding region runs from base 1 to 540 and encodes 179 amino acids. The transcript is spliced from 2 exons. The record is from RefSeq and is a predicted model, not a curated record.
AUGGAGAACCUAGUGUCUUCCUACCAGGCUGCAAAAGGUCGUAGUAGGAUGAUUAAGGACUUGUGGCUGGUCACAAAUCUUGCCAUUGUCACGGAGCUGUGGAAGACUCGCAACAAGGCCUACUUUGAGAAUGCUCCUAUUCAUUGGCCGGGUUUUAAAGGUCGGGUCUAUCAAUUGAUCCGUGAAAACUCAAUUAGAAUGAAGGGUCAUAUGUUCAACACUGUAGAAGAUUUUAAGAUCUUGAACUAUUUCCGGGUUCAACACAGGUCUUGCAAGGUCUCCAUCCCUCUUGAGAUUAGAUGGUCUCCUCCAAAUCCUGAUGAGAUAAUGAUUUGCUGCGACGGUGCGUCAAUGGGAAACCCAGGCCAAGCUGGUGCGGGGGUUAUGUUUCGUGAUGCUAAUUCAACGGUGCUUGGCGAUCUGUGCGUUGGGCUUGGCUGGCAAACCAACUUCUAUGCAGAGGCGUGUGCAAUCAUUUAUGCUAAGACAGAAAUGGAGAAUGGCCAAGAAGUUUUUCUCCAACUUUCGUUACAUCCAUAG